GUCACUACAUUCUCAUACACUAUUAUCCCGCUUCUCCUAUACUUGCGCUACUGUUCCUAGCACUCAACGUUCUAUCUUAGUAAACAUUCACAAUAUCAAACGUAAGUGGCCAUCCUCCUAGACCUCUUCCAUCACGUCGCUGUAUAUCUGCAGCUCAUCCAACACCACCACAGAAUGGAAGUCGCACCCUUCAACCGCGUCCUCAACCACGUCGCCCUCCACGUCCCGGACAUCGACGCCGCAAUCGCCUUCUACACCAGCAUCCUCAGCUUCCGCAAACUCCAGAACCUGCCCCGCUGCACCGACCGCUCCACCGACCCCGACGCCCCCAUCUUCCGCAUCUACGACUCCCGCCUCCACAAAGUCAAGGUCGCGUUCCUGGCGACGGGGAAUAGCGUCGGAUUCGAGCUGUUCCAGUUCAUCGAUCCGCCGAUGAGCGUGCCGUCCUCGUUUGAUUACACGCGCGGCGGCGUGUUCCACUUCGCGGUCACGGAUCCGGAUCCCGAGGCGCUGUGUGCGAGGGUGGUUGCGGCGGGCGGGCGAAAGAUUGGGGAGACGGUGAGCCCGAAGUCGACGGAGGGGGAGGAGGUACGGACGGUGGCGCUGUAUGUGUUGGAUCCGUGGGGGAAUACGAUUGAGGCGUGUAGCUGUUCUUUUGAGAAGAUGGUGGCGAAUAGGGACUGAAAAGGCGCAGCAGCAAAAGCUGCUGGAAUUGGUGGGCUACUUGCAAUUGACGCCUUGUCUUUUUCCUGGCUUUCUCCUAGUUUUCCACCACGGGCGGAGUCCUUGC
Molecule: messenger RNA, 790 nt
Organism: Mytilinidion resinicola
Lineage: Eukaryota; Fungi; Ascomycota; Dothideomycetes; Mytilinidiales; Mytilinidiaceae
Product: Glyoxalase/Bleomycin resistance protein/Dihydroxybiphenyl dioxygenase
Exons: 1
Coding region: 175-684 (169 amino acids)
Biological process (GO): L-methylmalonyl-CoA metabolic process
Molecular function (GO): methylmalonyl-CoA epimerase activity
Source: RefSeq, a predicted model, not a curated record